GACAUAAGAGGAAUAAAGGUUAAUUUUGAAAAUGUUUUGAGUUGUGAUACUUUGCGGCCAUCUUUGUUCUGUCACCAUAGUAUUUAUAUAUGUAGUCGGCUGCGUCGGCGUUAUUCAUAUGACAGGUCAAUAUUUUUCCUGUUGAUGUGGCUUGUACAUCCAGGGCAGGGGCUUUUGCAGUAUGGGCGUCGUCAUCGAAAAGUGUGCCGUACCCUGAUGGAUCCUGUAUGCAUCAAAAUUGAACCGGAACACGAUCAAUGUGCAGCUACACUUCCAGUCCCAGAAGCGACAAAAAUUAAGGUAUUUCAUUUGGAAGGUUUGAAGAGGGAAUGGAUUGAAGACAAUGUGAAGAAAUGUGGCUGGGAUGAAGCUCAGGUGUGUGAAAAAACAGCUCCAGAGACAGAUGGGGUUAAGUUACACGUGUUUGAGAAAGCAGCUGCAGAGAAAGAUGUGGUUCACGUCAAAAGAGGGCCAUGUAAGCUGUGCAUAUCAGAGGAUCCUGUAUGUAUCAAAAUUGAACCGGAACACAAUCAAUGUGCAGCUACACUUCCGGUCCCAGAAGCGACAAAAAUUAAGCCAUUUGAUUUGGAAGCUUUGAAGCAGGAAUGGAGCGAAGAUGAUGUGGAGGAAGAUUUCUGGGACGUGGCUCAGGUACCUGAGAAAGCAGCUGUAGAGAGGGAUGGGGUUAUGUUAAAGGUGUGUGAGAAAGCGGCUGUAGAGAAAGACGGGGUUCGUGCCGAAACACCCAAAGCAGCACAGUCAUCUGAGCAGUGCCUACAGGAGGGACUGGAGAGUGCAAACACAACAGUGGACACUGUAAGGUUUAUCGUGCGAGGCCAGGAUAGGCCGCCUCCUAUCGACAAAUGUACCUCAGUACGGACCAGAAUUGACGGGACUGCAGGCACACGAGGGAUCGGUGGCGGCCAGCAGGUACGCGAGAGGAACAAAAGGAACACGCGCGUACUGUCGGUAAAGGUAGUGUUCGCACAGAGGCGGGGUCGAGUCGAUACCCCCGAGGAGACCCGUCCCGCACCGAGCACUGCGGUAAGUGACGGGAGGCGCGGGGAGGCGUCCGACAGCGGUCGCGGCUGUGACCCGGUCGACGGCGGUCGCGAGGUACCGUCCCGGUCGGAGGGCGACGCGGCUCCACUUGGCGGACGCGAGCCGUACACGUGCGACGACGGGGAGCCCCCGAGUACGCCCGCACGGCGGCACCGGUGGACCUGCGAGACGUGCCACGCGCCCUGCCGCAGCUUCCACGAACUCAGGGUGCACUGCUGGAAACACGAGGGGAAGCAGGUCUACGGCUGCGACCACUGCACCAGGAAGUUCGCACGCCGCAACAGCCUGAAGCGCCACUCGCUGCAGCACAUGCUGCUGUGGCCCUACGAGUGCGGCGUGUGCUGCAGGCGGUUCGUCAACAACACCCACCUGGCGCACCACUCGCUCGCGCACGAGGGCAGCCGUCCCUACCAGUGCGACUCCUGCGGCAGGACGUUCUCGCGGAGCAGAGACUGUAAAAUGCACUACCGCGCGUGCGUCGGCGAGCGGAUCUACUGCUGCGACGUCUGCGGCAAGAAGUUUGCCAGCGAGAGCGGCCUCCGGCACCACGGGCGCCUCCACUCCUUGCGGCAGUGUUGAGACCGUCUCUCUGCACCGUCGGGAAGGCGACUGGGGGGGAUUCUGCCGACGGUGCGAAAAUGCGCCCUCGUAAACCUGCCGUGCGUUUUCGCACUGUAACGUUCCCUUGCGUAUAAUCACUGUUGUAACAAUAAGUCUGUAGUAAAGUCAAAUUGUACCGAACUAAUGAACUACUUCGACAGAAAUAAUCGAUUUUUGAAAAUACGAUGCCGUCGGUUAUAUAAAAUAAUCUCGCCGAGUGGCAGCAGGCGAACACGCGUAUAAAAAGUAUUACAGUUUGUGAGCUUUAAGAGCCAGUGACUUCUUCUGCAGCAGGGUUGAAGGGGAAGCGAGAGGGGUGAAGGAAAGGGACCUGUGAGGUUUGGGAAAAGGGGCAGUGUUUGGAAAAGUUGCCCGGAAGCCCGGACCGGCGGAUUCUUGACGGGUGGGAUGAGAAGGGAAGACUCAUUGUUGGGGACUGCCAGCACUAAAAAAGAUGUAGGAGCAAGCUGUCAGUUAAUAUAGGUGGUACAGACAAAUAAACGAGUGGAGUAGCUCAUAAUGUAGAAAACAGACAGCAGAGACAGACAAGAAGGUUACAUAAAGGAGGAACGGUGGCCACACGGGCUAAUAUAUCGACGGAAAUAAUCAAUUUUUGAAAAUACAGUGUAAUUGGAUAGAGGAAAUACUCAUCGAGCAGUGGCGAGAAACUAAAAUUAAAUUGAGGUCCGCCCGAAUGGGCCACAAAGGCACCGACCGGCCGCCGUGUCGUCCUCGGCCCGCAGGUGUAUUUGGAUGCAGAUACGGAGGGGCACGUGGUCGGCACACGACUCUCCCCGGCCGUACGUCAGCUUACGAGACCGGUGUCGCUAUUUCUCAGUCGAGUAGCUCCACAGUUUGUCUCACGAGUGCCGAGUGCACUCCGCUUGCCGACAGCCCUCUGCAGACCGGACGGUCCCCCGUCCGAAUGGUAUUCCGGCCCGCCGAUCUGUCUGGAAGCGGUAUUACUAUUGCAGCGAGGCCGUCGGCUGUGGCAGGAAACACACGUAUAAAAACUAUUACAGUUUGCAAGCUUUUGGAGCCAGUGGCUCCUUCUUCUGGCAGAAGGGUUUAAGGUGAAGAAAGAGCCUUUCCUUCUCAUCCUGUUUGCCAAGUCUCCCCUGACACGGGGUUCUGGCCAACUCUUCUGAAUUCUGCCCCUUUUCCUCAACCCUCACCAGUCCUUUUCCUCGACUCCUCUUCCCCCUCAACCAGAAGAAGGAGCCACUGGCUCUGAAAGCUCGCAAACUGAAAUGCCUUUUAAAUGCGUGUUCUCCUGUUGCGACUUGGCGAGUAGAUUUUUUAUCUAUCCAAUUACAAGUUAAUGAAUCAUAAUUCGUGUGAAAUACAAAGCUUAUUUGCAAGUUUAAAUUUUUUUAGUACUAGAGAUGUCACACUGUGAUCAAAACCACUUUGCUUUGUAUGUUCAGGUGUGUAAUAAUGUUGAUGAUCACAUCUGCUCACUGUUAAAAAGUAAAGUCCUAAGUUCUUUCUGUUUGGAGCAUUUAAGUUUGCACUACGUAUGCACCCGGAAGACACGAAGAGCACUUUAAAAUUCACUUCUACACAGACUGACUGAUAUACUGUGUCUGUCCCGUAAUGACACGAACUGAACUGCCGGUCUGCAGUGUACUUUAUUGGCCGUCAGUCUGCAGCUCGUGCUGUAGCGGUAGAGGUGCCACCUCUAAACCGUGGGGUCCACGGUUCGAUUCCCUGCCGGGUCAGAGAUUUUCUUUGCGCAGAGACUGGGUGUGUCUGACGUCUUAAUCAUUUCCUCUCGCAUUCCUCACAGAGAUGCACAAUUUGCCGUCAUGGCGUAAAAUGGAACAACUCGCACCGGCAGUCGAACGACCCCAGACGAGAUCUCGAGGCUGGCAGUGUUGUGCUGUCAUUUUAUUUCAGUUCAUCUGGUCGGUGGACACAGCGUACCGGUUUGACAGGCAGACGUGCAUUAUUACAGGGUGUAUACGCCCCAGGACAACCGGUAAAUCUGGGAAAAACCCAGUGAUUUUGUCAUCCAGGAAAUACCUGGGAAUUUUUCGUUGUUUUAGUUCCCAGUCAAAUUUUUGUAAUGUUGACUGGUAGGUAAUGUUACAUAAAUGAGAGAAUAACACAAAAGGAAAACUUCAAAUGCAAAGAAAAUGCGCCAUUCACAACAGCAAAAUGUGUCAAAGACUGUGCAGUACUUCGUAACAACAGACUGCUUACGAUGAGCGUGACGUCACAACUGCUGACAUUUUGAACAGGUCACUUUUAAGAUGUUGCAAAUCGUUUUUUGAGGAGUGUUACUUUGAAAGUAAGUUUCCGUUUACACAAGAUGAAUUACGUUACAUGUGUGAAUGUGGGAUUAAUUUCUUAAAUCACGGAGUGUUCGAUUCUCAUUCAAAACGCAACACUUCGAGGACCAGCCAAUUAGAAAUUUCGAGCCCAGAAGACCAGCUAUUUAUGCCGGUAUUUAAAAGAUUGCUGGCGCAUUUGUGUUUGAUAUAUCUUAAAGGUUGCUGCGUGCUAAGAAAGACCGAGUUUCAAGAUUAGUUUUCCAUUUUUAUUUUAGUUCUUCCAUAGGUUACAAAUUAUGCAAUAAUGAUAGCAAAAAGUGUAAUUAUCCUACAAAAAAAAAACAGCACAAAGUGAGUUCUCGAGCAGUUUCACCCGUAAUUGGCUUUUCUGUGGAAAACUUAUAUUUGGCCAGGUAACACACACAAUUUUUGGUGCACAGUAGUGAAAUUUAUAAUUCUGCUUGUUGGAAAGAUUCAGCUGCUGCAGUUCACGCUGUGCUCCAGGGAUCCUGCCUAACUACACUCUCGGAAAAAUACAGCAAAAAAUUAAGUGUUGCCGCACAUUAAAGAUUUAUCCAAAACGGGAUAUUUUUGCUGCUUUUCAUUUCUCAAAGUGUGUAAAACCUUCACCAUUCAAAGGAUUGACAAGUUUUACAGUUCCAAUGGAAAGUACUUUCACCAGGGGUAUAGUGUACUUUCGCCCAGGAAAAAGUAUCUAUAUCUGGGAUAUGCGGGAAAAAUCCGUGAUUUUUUUUCCUGUCCGUGUAUACACCCUGUAUUAACAAUAACAUUUUAAUGAUUUACAGUUACAAGUCGUCGUUCUAAAGUCAUAUAAAUGCUGCAUGACAAAAUGUAAUUGCAGUUUAUGUACUAGAGUUUAAUAAAUUUGCAUGCCUUCAAA
This is a messenger RNA of Schistocerca piceifrons (Central American locust), 4839 nucleotides long. Its product is annotated as myoneurin-like. Gene Ontology annotation, biological process: regulation of transcription by RNA polymerase II. NCBI's taxonomy places the organism in Eukaryota, Metazoa, Arthropoda, Insecta, Orthoptera, Acrididae. Gene Ontology annotation, molecular function: RNA polymerase II cis-regulatory region sequence-specific DNA binding; DNA-binding transcription factor activity, RNA polymerase II-specific. Bases 145 to 1641 code for a protein of 498 amino acids. The record is from RefSeq and is a predicted model, not a curated record. The transcript is spliced from 11 exons. Gene Ontology annotation, cellular component: nucleus.